Molecule: messenger RNA, 257 nt
Organism: Rotaria sp. Silwood1
Lineage: Eukaryota; Metazoa; Rotifera; Eurotatoria; Philodinida; Philodinidae
Source: the annotation of a GenBank genome assembly
AUGGGUUCAACACGAAGUAAACUAGAUGAUAAUGUUUAUGAAUCAAUAGCGAAAUAUACUGAAUUAAAACGAGAUGAUAUUAUAGCAUGGGGAGAACGUUUUGUUCAACAAUGUGAUCCAGGUUCAACAACAAUGAAUAAAGAACAAUUUUGUAAAUUUUAUCAAGAACUUCGACCAACUGAAAAUGUUAAACGUUUAAGUGAAAAUGUCUUUCGUGCUUUUGAUUUAAAUGGUGAUCAUGGUAUUAGUUUUUCUGA